AUGACUGCAUUGAAGCGAAUCCACAAAGACUUACAGGAAUUGCGCAGAAAUCCUGUGCCGGGCUGUGCGGCCACACCCGUACCCCCGGGCACCGACAUGUUUCACUGGGAGGCCACCAUUGAGGGCCCGCCCGACACGCCCUACUCGGGCGGCCUAUUUCGACUGUCCAUUGAGUUUCCGCAGGACUUUCCGUUCAGUGCGCCCAGGAUUUGGAUGAAGACCCGUAUAUAUCACCCCAACAUACAGCCCACGGGCCUCAUAUGUCUGGACACCUUAACCAGCCACUGGAGUUCAGCCCUAAACAUAGGACAGGUGCUGCUGUCCAUACAGCAGCUGAUGGCCGACCCCUUCCUGGAUAACCCCUUUUGGACAGAAGCCGCCGGAGUUUAUAUGAGAGACCGACAGAAGUUCAACAAAACGGCCAAACAGUGGACACAGAAAUACGCGAAACCACCCGUCCCUUAA
Oppiella nova is the source of this 465-nucleotide messenger RNA. The record is from the annotation of a GenBank genome assembly. NCBI's taxonomy places the organism in Eukaryota, Metazoa, Arthropoda, Arachnida, Sarcoptiformes, Oppiidae.